Molecule: messenger RNA, 915 nt
Organism: Paramecium sonneborni
Lineage: Eukaryota; Ciliophora; Oligohymenophorea; Peniculida; Parameciidae
Source: the annotation of a GenBank genome assembly
AUGCAAAAUGCUAAUAAUAAUAAUAAUGAUACUCAAUUACAGUUGUUCAAAAUAAUACAAAAUACAUUCAAUAGUUUUUAUGUCAUAACUUUGAAUAAGAAUGAAAACCUAUUGAUGGGAGGAGACUUUGAUGGAAAUAUGUUUUUAUAUAAAAACUUAAGUUUGAUCAAGAGUUAUAAAUAUCAUUAAAAAUUUGUAAUCACACUCAAAUUUUCAUCUACAGGGAAAUAUUUAGCCAGUGGUUCAGCUGAUUGCAAUAUUGGAGUAAUAGAGUAUAAUGGAAUGUAGGAGAUAUAAUUUAGAUUGUUAUCACAUCAUUCAGCAUAUGUAAUGAAGGUAGAUUUCAGUCCAAAUGAAAAUUAUUUAAUAUCAGCAAGUUCAGAUAAGUAACUGUUAGUUUUUAAUUCUAAAUCUUGUGAGUUACUUUAAAAGUGUCAUUUCCCUUAUGGAUUAAACUUUGCAUAAUUUAUAAGUGAAUCUAAAGUUUUCAUUUAUGGUACAACAGGACCAAUAAAUCUAAUUAAUUUUCCUUCAAUAAAGAAAUGUGAAAAGAUGAAGAAUCCUCAAUAUUAAAUAAAAUAAGUAGCAUUCAUAAAUAGUGUCUCUAAUUGUCAAUUAUUCUUAAUAAAUGGGUAGAAGAGAUCACGAAUUUACCUUAUAAAUUAAAUAAAUUUAAAAAUUCUUAGAAGAUUAUAAACUGAAAGUAAAAAUGAUGUAAUGCACUUAAAUUUAACAGAUUCGAAAGCAAUUCUAACAACAAGUGAAAAUAUUGAAAUAAUUGAUUGGGUGACAGCUAAAUUAUUGCACAUAAUAGAUUCAAGUACUAGCAUUGGCACUACUAUUCUAUCUGACGAUGGAACUUAUCUUUAUGCUAUAAGUAGAAGUUAUAUUAAAAUUUGGAUUUUAAAAAAUUGA